CAUUCUACCCCUUAUUUGUGGUCUUUUGAGCGAGUGAGUGGUGUAGAGAGGAAAAACACCUCAGAGGGAUCAAACGUGAGAUGUUUGUUUUCCCAGCGAGAAAAAGAAAACUAGUUGCACAGAUGAAGCAAGACCCGCAGGAUGGAGAGCUUAAGAAACAACUACACGAAAGACACGACAGAAUAACAGCCCUAAGCGAAAAACAAAAGAAGCUGUCUGUUAGAAGUUGUCCCGUAGGAGGGACCACCAAGCCCCUCUCCCUCAUCAAGCCUCCUCCUCCUCCCUCCUCACAAAGCAUCUCCAUCUCCGUUCUACCGGCCAACCCGGUCGCCAAGACAGCUCCCGUUGCCAUGGUGACAGCGCACAUGACCGGUGGACAAAAGGUGGUGUCGGGUAGCGCAGCUCCAGGGAGCUCCUCCUCUCCUCCUCCUCUACAGACAUCCUCCAUCAACCUCCGGACCAAUAGAGGGUCGGGAGGGGCGGUGCUACAGCCUCAUAGUAGGAGAGAGAUGCUGGGAAACCUAACAGUAGUGCCCAUCAAGGUUCCUCAGGUCAGCUCUCUACACCGGCUGUCUGGACAGACCUCCACUGUUCUACCUCAGGUUCAGCCAAAGAGUGUGAUCCCAGCUAGCCUCCUCCUCAGCCACAGCCCUGUGUCUCUCCCUAGGGAGCAGCCAGCCAGCCUCCUUCUCAGCCACAGCCCUGUGUCUCUCCCUAGGGAGCAGCCAGCCAGCCUCCUCCUCAGCCACAGCCCUGUGUCUCUCCCUAGGGAGCAGCCAGCCAGCCUCCUUCUCAGCCACAGCCCUGUGUCUCUCCCUAGGGAGCAGCCAGUCAGCCUCCUUCUCAGCCACAGCCCUGUGUCUCUCCCUAGGGAGCAGCCAGCCAGCCUCCUUCUCAGCCAGAGCCCUGUGUCUCUCCCUCGGGAGCAGCCAGCCAGCCUCCUUCUCAGCCACAGCCCUGUGUCUCUCCCUAGGGAGCAGCCAGCCAGCCUCCUCCUCAGCCAGAGCCCUGUGUCUCUCCCUAGGGAGCAGCCAGUCAGCCUCCUUCUCAGCCACAGCCCUGUGUCUCUCCCUAGGGAGCAGCCAGCCAGCCAGAAACAGUCAUCCUGUCAGGCCCUCAGUCUCCUCAACCUCCAGAGAGCUACCGCUGUAGUCAGCCCUAAGAGCCACACCCACAGUUUUAACCACACCCACAGCUCUAGCCACACCCUAACCCAGAGCCACAGCCUCGGCCCGGCGCUGCCUACAGCCAACAGCACGUUCAGCCCAGAACGUCUCUCCAUAGGCCAGGGAGACACAGCCACCUCCACAACCUCCUCACCCCCUCUCCUGGCCCAGACCCUGGUCUCUCCCCUGGCCCAGACCCUGGUCUCUCCCCUAGCUCAGACCCUGGUCUCUCCCCUGGCCCAGACCCUGGUCUCUCCCCUGGCCCAGACCCUGGUCUCUCCCCUAGCUCAGACCCUGGUCUCUCCCCUGGCCCAGACCCUGGUCUCUCCCCUGGCCCAGACCCAGUCUCUCUCCCCGGCCCAGACCCAGUCUCUCUCCCCGGCCCAGACCCAGUCUCUCUCCCUGGCCCAGACCCAGUCUCUCUCCCUGGCCCAGACCCAGUCUCUCUCCCCGGCCCAGACCCAGUCUCUCUCCCUGGCCCAGACCCAGUCUCUCUCCCUGGCCCAGACCCAGUCUCUCUCCCCGGCCCAGACCCAGUCUCUCUCCCCGGCCCAGACCCAGUCUCUCUCCCUGGCCCAGACCCAGUCUCUCUCCCCGGCCCAGACCCAGUCUCUCUCCCUGGCCCAGACCCAGUCUCUCUCCCUGGCCCAGACCCAGUCUCUCUCCCCGGCCCAGACCCAGUCUCUCUCCCUGGCCCAGACCCAGUCUCUCUCCCUGGCCCAGACCCAGUCUCUCUCCCUGGCCCAGACCCAGUCUCUCUCCCCGGCCCUAGCCUGGCCUGGAGGCAUCUCCCCCACCUCUACCAGCAGCAGCAGCCCAACAGCCACCUCAGCCUCAGUUGCCCCCGGUGUGACCUUCUCCAUCAUCUCUGCCUCGCCGCCUGCCGACACCGGGAACAACAGGGUGUGGACCAUCAGUGAGGCAGUCAAGGUCCAGCCACUGGUCUUCAACACUGACAAUAAGUUGAAAAUAAUCCAGCCGGAGGCUGAGACCCCCAGCUCCUCCCAGAACUCCCCAGGAGGACCCCAGGGGGGCACACAGAAGAUCCCCUCCAUCACCUCGACCACCAACCCCUCCACCUCUCCCUCCGCUACAGCAGCCAAGAAGGAGGAGGAUGAGGACCCAGAGGUAAAACCACAAUCCUAA
This is a messenger RNA of Oncorhynchus masou masou (cherry salmon), 2312 nucleotides long. RefSeq names its product uro-adherence factor A-like. The transcript has 7 exons. Bases 81 to 2312 code for a protein of 743 amino acids. NCBI's taxonomy places the organism in Eukaryota, Metazoa, Chordata, Actinopteri, Salmoniformes, Salmonidae. The record is from RefSeq and is a predicted model, not a curated record.